Messenger RNA from Acaulospora colombiana, 854 nucleotides. NCBI's taxonomy places the organism in Eukaryota, Fungi, Glomeromycota, Glomeromycetes, Diversisporales, Acaulosporaceae. The record is from the annotation of a GenBank genome assembly.
UGAUAUUAUCCUUGAAUAUUAUAACAUUCUUUCCUGAAAGUUCAACGUCAUCAAGUUCAGAGUUAUUUACGGAACCACAAACGAACAAUUCAACAUUACAUGCAAUAGACUCGAAGUCACAGGCGGCAAAUUCUUUGCCCGAACCUACUAAACCAUUGCCUAUCCUCCCACUUUCUUUUAAUUCGUCGUCGAUAAAUGUAGAAUCACUAUCCCUGUUAUCUCCCCCAUAUACAUUUCUUCAAUCCAUCAACACCUCCAAAAAUCUAAUAUUUAUUGGUGAUGUCCACGGUGCACUUCCUGAACUCAAAUCACUAUUAACGACUAUCAAGUAUAAUCCUGCCAAUGACCAUUUAAUCUUCUUAGGAGAUUUAGUAGCUAAAGGUCCGAGUUCAUUAGAAGUUUUAGAAUACGUAAGGAAAUUAAGUGAGAAUGGAAACAUUGAUUGUGUCCGCGGAAACCAUGAUGACAAAUUGUUAAGAUGGAAAUUUUUCUUGGAGGCACUUAGUACUACGGGAAUUCAUUUGAAUGAUUACGUGAACAAGUACGAAUUACCCAAGCAUCUUAGGUUAGAGAAUGAGCAUAUGAGAUUGGCAAGUGUUAUGGAUAAAGAAUCAUAUGAGUUUUUGUUGUCGUGUCCAAUGGUUAUCGAAUUUCCUGAUGAAAAUUUAUACGCAGUUCAUGCUGGUCUCUUACCUAACAUAUUGCCCAACGAACAAGACCCAAUGGAUAUAAUGAACAUGAGAAAUAUAAAACCCGACGGUCAUCCAACCAAAAGUAAAAAACAGGGCAAGCCAUGGUCCAAAUUUUGGAAUUUCUUUCAAAUAUUCGUUCGGAUUAGACUCGAAAUGUGUUGA